CGGCGUCAACAUCGAAAAAAUAGGCAUGCAGAAGAACUCGAGUUCACUUCGCUCAGUUCGAUCAUCAUCCGGGGAUGAUGCCGACAUAUCACAUGUUUGCGGCAAAAUGCUUCCGGUGUCCGUCCGGACAGCCUAACUUGAAGAUUUCACCGGGCCACUCCAGCACACGACUAAUGAAGCUUGCACAACGCACAUUCAUUGUCUCCGGAGGUUCCUCCGGGCUUGGUUUAGCCACGGUCGAGAAUCUCAUUGCGGCAGGCGCCUUCGUCUCUAUCCUCGACCGCUCAACUCCACCGGAGCAUCUCCUCUCUUCCCCAUCGUCCUCGAAAAUCAAGUUCUACGAGACAGACAUCACCAACCUCGCGCAGAUCGAGCAUGCCGUCGAUAGCACCGUCGCGUGGGCAUCGGAAGUAGGGGCUCCGCUUGGCGGGGUCAUCAACUGUGCCGGGGUCGGGACCGCCGCGAAGAUCAUCGACGCGCACAACGAGCCCCAUCCGGUCGACCUCUGGGACUUCACCCUCGCGGUGAACUUGACCGGGACGUUCAAUCUCACGCGUCUUGCGCUCCGGCACCUGAUCAAGGUCGCGCCCGAGGACGGGCCAGAUGGAGAACGCGGCGUAGUGGUGAUGGUCUCCAGUGCCGCAGCGUUCGAAGGGCAACCCGGUCAAACGGCGUAUUCUGCCACCAAGGGCGCGCUGCAUUCGAUGACGCUUCCUCUUGCCCGGGAUCUCUCGCGACACGCCGUUCGGGUGGUUACUAUUGCGCCAGGGGCCUUCCGGAGCAGUAUGACGGAUAAGCUCCCGGACAAGGCGCGCAAGAUCUUGGUCACACAGGGGAUUGUCUACCCGGCCCGCUUUGGCGAGGCGCCUGAAUUUGGGCAGACAGUGCGUUGGAUCCUGGAGUGCCCGUAUGUGAAUGGAGAGACCAUUCGUUUGAGUGGCGCAGGACGGCUGCCUGGAAAGCUGUAGAGUCCUCAUCUACCGCAGGUGCGCUUAAUAGUGUGUAUUCUAGUGCAGGAAAUAGCACUGAUGACCAAGAUAUCUAAGAAUAAAUCCGCAAUUACAACCUCGCUGGUAAUCUCCCCCCACCCGUCAUCUUUAUACUUUCCCCAUUGAUAUAUGCGCACUCCAAGACCCAGUUGACCGUUUUCGCGAACUCCUCCGGUGCACCGUACCGCCGGGGAAACAGCAGACCCAUAUUUGUGAUCCCGCUUGCGACGCGAUCUGUCCACUGGUCCGUCAUCGGUGUCCCGAAGGGGCCAGGCGCGAUUGCGACGACGCGGAUGCCAAAACGGGCGCAGUCGCGUGCCAUGGGGAGGACUAGGGAACGGAUCGCGCCUUUGGAGGCGGCGUAAGCAAUCGUAGAUGGCAUCCCCUCGUACUGUAGCCUAAUGUGAGCCAGCUGCGAAGCAAGUGAGGACUGGUAUGAUCACGCACUGCAGCAUUGCUGGAAAUGAGGAUGAUGACGCCGCGCUCCCCGUCCCCGUUCUCCGCUGGCACGCGUAUCAGGUGUCGAAGCACCAGACGCGACAGAUUGAAGGUUCCGGUAACGUUCACAGCCAUCACGCGUUCCCAGUUUGUCAUCGAAUGCGGAUUGCCUUUCGCGUCGAUGAUCUACGACCGCGGUUGAGCUAAACGGAGAACGGAGCGACGUGUCCUCGGUGGACACACACACACCGGUUCCCCGCUCCCACCAAUCCCAGCACAGUUCACCAACCCGCCGAGCGGCGCCCCGUUGGCUGCGGCCCACGCGGCUGCCUCGUCGACGGCCUGCUCGAGCCCGUCGUGCUGCGCGAGAUCAGCGGUGAUGAACAGCACCCGGUCGGCCGGGAACUGCUCCUUGGGCGGACGGAGGUCGAGAAUGACGGCUUUGGCCUCGGCCGCGAGCAGUCCUUGGACGGUGGCGAGUCCUAGUCCCGAGGACCUGAGUGUGCAUGUGCUAUGUGUCGGAUGCGAAUUUCAUGGGGUCAGCAGGGCCACGCACCCGCCUGAUACCACGAAUGUCCUGUCUGCGACCUUCAUUGCGGGGAAAUGGGGACAGCUCAAGUUGCCGGGUAUUUAGCGCUAUUAGUAGGACGAGGGGGCGGCGCUUGAAGUUAUAUGAUGUCGCGUGAUUAGUUGUUCUGAUGAUGAUGUCGGGGGAUGGUUGCCUCCGACACGCCGUCCGAAUUACGGGUGUGGGUGGACCGGAUAUGAGCGGUAGACGACCACUUCGGAGACACAUUUGAGCAUUUGCGCACUUGAUUGAGGACAUCCAACUAAGCCUCUCGCCGACAUCGCGAUUAUAGUGGACAGUACAUAUAAUAAAUAGAUAUUAAUUCAUUGACAAAGGUCAAUCGGGGACAGGCAUGGCAUGGCAUAAGCGCUUGAGCAACAGUCCCUCCCAGGUCAGACACUGGUGGCCGGAUCAUUUAUGCGCGCGGGUAUCUCUUCAUCCAGCGCUUGGUCACGCUUCUCAAUCCUCGCAAUCGUCUCUUCCACGAUCAGAAACCCGGUGAUGCCGACGUAGAUCGCCAGAAACUGCAUCGACUUCAGGCUCGAGGAGAUCGGCACCAACAUCAUCACAAUGCUCGCCGCGAAACGCAUGCCAAGCACGACCCUCCGACUGAUGGUCGUCCUGAGGACUUUGCGCACAUGAUGCGGAUGGAGACCCUCCUGGUCGUCGAGGUUCUUGUGCAGCACCCCGAUUGUAGCCAUGGUGAACACGGCGACACCCAGCCCUGCGCCAAAGAACCACUUGAGCCCGGGUCCACCCUCCUCGCUGGUUGUGAACGACUCAGUCACGACCAUGCGGUUGAUCGCUGAUGAGGCAAGGAGCAGAGACAUGCACAUCGGGAAAUGCAACAUGGAGAAAGUGUAUCCAGCGAGCCAGUGCCGACGGAUGGCAUGCACAAAGUGCUUGCUUGCAUGGGAGGUGAAGUACAUCCAGUUGAGAUUGAAUGCAAUCAUCAGUCCUAGAAAUGCUCGACCGGACUCG
This is a messenger RNA of Mycena citricolor, 2976 nucleotides long. Lineage: Eukaryota; Fungi; Basidiomycota; Agaricomycetes; Agaricales; Mycenaceae. The record is from the annotation of a GenBank genome assembly.